This is a messenger RNA of Paramecium tetraurelia, 849 nucleotides long. RefSeq lists its product as uncharacterized. NCBI's taxonomy places the organism in Eukaryota, Ciliophora, Oligohymenophorea, Peniculida, Parameciidae. The transcript has 2 exons. The record is from RefSeq and is a predicted model, not a curated record.
AUGAAUCGGCUCUUGAUUACAUAAACAGGUGAAUAAUUAAGAAAUGAAAUGAAGUAAUAAGUUUACUCAGAACGAACUGGUAAACAAGUUAUCAAAAAGGAGAAGCGACUUCCAGAACUUGUUCGUUAACCAACCAAUUUGUUUAUUGAUACUGAAAGAGAUAAUAUAUUGUAUCAAAAAACUUUGUCUGAAGUCGCCCUUUCCAAUCUCAAUAGAGUAGCCAGUCUGAGUUUGUUGGGUCAGAAAAGCAAAAAUAAAUUGGAAACUCACAUAAGGGAAGAGUUGAAUCUCCCUCAUAAUUUUUAGUAUUUAAAUUAGAAUCUUGACAAGCAGGUCAACAAGAUUCUCUCAGAUAAGGAUUUGAAAACCAAGAGAAAAAGACAUCUUUUGACAGAGUUGAAACGAAUCGAAAAAAAAAGAACAACUUCCCAUAAUGAAGAUGUCUCACUCUUCUCCUCAUGCAUUGAAGAGUACGACAAAAAUCAAAAGAUGACUGCCAUUAUCAAUGCAGAAGGCAAAUUGGCCCAAUUGACACGGAGAUAUAAGUAAAAAGAAUUGAAUGAUUAAAAAUUAAAGUUGAAUCUAAAUAUAAGUCUAGAGAAAAUGUAAGAGCAUAAACAUAUGUUAAUUGAUGCUAUUAAUCCUCUAAGUCCAACAUAGAUGAAAAUAAACUCUUAGAGGUAAUUCGAUGACAUGUUCUAUGACAAUUCAGAAGAAAGAUUCCAUAAUCGAUUACAAGAGAAACAUGUGAAAUCUAUUUGCUAGGUCUGGAAUCAGUAUCAAUUUCCUAAAUAAACAAAGCGUUGGACAUAAUUCAUUGAAAAUGCAAAAUCAUAAAAAAAAUAGUGA